CCAGGAGGCACUCGGAGGUCUAGUCUCUUCCACUGGGAGUGUUGUGUCCUCUGCUACGUCAUCCCCGCAGAGAGUCGCAUCUAACAUCCGUGGGUUCCUCUCCGGCAAACUCGGAUCGUCCUUUAGCGACACAGGUUUGUGAUCUUCCUGGAAGUGCCUGUCUGUCCACAUCCUUGAAGAGGAGUCCAUCCCCGAGAAUCCGCCCAAAGUCUCCGCGGACGCUUCAACGACAUAGAAGACAUCAAAGACGCUAUUCUCGGAGAACGCCAAAAUGCAGAACAUUUACAUAAGCACGACGAAAGAAGAGGCAGUGAUAGUAUUUGGACCCCUAUAUUAAUUUAAUAGACUUACAGUGAAACAAUUUAUGUAUCAUGAAUUUUGCAAGAUGUUUGAGUAUAAGGAUACAAUCCACUCACAUGUAAGAUUUAAAAGAUAACGUAUCUUCCUUUGGUAUAAGCGCACAAACAUAGCCUAAGAUGGAUUCAUUAAAUCCUUUGAGAGCUUGUUGGGACAAGUUUGGGACACUCAAUGUCCCUGUAGUUAACUUAGAGGUUAAGGAGGUGAAAGACAUAGUAUGGGACAAACUUCAAGAACCAAAAUCCCAGAGAAAACUGAUUUUAGUAAUAGUGUCUAUAGCACUGUUGCUAGACAAUAUGUUGUACAUGGUUAUAGUUCCCAUUAUUCCGGACUAUCUGAGGUACAUAGGCGCCUGGGGAGACGAACCUUACAAUGCAUCCAUCAAAGGUCCAAGAUCUCACCACGGACAAGACCAAGCCACUGGAGUUCUGUUCGCUUCCAAAGCAAUAGUGCAGUUAAUGGUCAACCCAUUCUCCGGAGCACUUAUUGAUAGGAUAGGAUAUGAUCUUCCUAUGAUGAUAGGGCUUUGUAUCAUGUUCUUAUCCACAGCAGUUUUUGCUUGCGGUAGAAGUUAUGGAGUACUAUUCUUCGCUAGGAGUCUGCAAGGAGUUGGUUCAGCUUUCGCUGACACGUCAGGCUUAGCAAUGAUAGCAGACAGAUUUACCGAAGAAUCAGAAAGAUCUAAAGCUCUUGGUAUUGCUCUAGCUUUCAUAAGUUUCGGGUGUUUGGUCGCUCCUCCAUUCGGUGGUGCAUUGUAUCAGUUUGCAGGAAAGGAAGUGCCUUUCCUCAUCCUGGCUUUUGUUUCUUUGAUGGAUGGAUUUAUGUUGCUACUUGUCAUGAAACCGUUUAAGGAAUCGAUGAGGGACAAAAGAGAAGUAGGUGCAGCACCGACUGUACCGAUAUGGAGGUUGUUCAUGGACCCCUACAUCGCUGUAUGCGCGGGAGCCUUGAUGAUGUCCAACGUCGCUUUGGCCUUCUUGGAACCUACAAUAUCCCUCUGGAUGGAAGAUAACUUGACAACUGACAACUGGAAGAUCGGAAUGAUAUGGUUACCCGCUUUCUUUCCCCAUGUGUUAGGAGUGGUCGUCACAGUGAAGAUGGCCAAGCAGUAUCCUCAAUACCAGUGGCUCAUGGCGGCUGGCGGUUUAGCAUUAGAAGGUCUGUGUUGUUUCAUGAUCCCCUUCUCCAGUAGCUACAAGAUGCUGAUGAUUCCAAUAUGUGGUAUCUGCUUUGGAAUCGCUUUAAUAGACACGGCUCUCCUUCCCACCCUAGGGUAUCUUGUCGACGUCAGGUAUGUCUCCGUGUACGGUUCGAUCUACGCCAUCGCCGACAUUUCUUACUCCCUAGCUUACGCUAUCGGACCAAUCAUCGCUGGAGGAGUAGUUGAAGCCAUCGGAUUCACAGCCCUCAACGUAGGUAUAGCGUUUUCGAAUCUCCUUUACGCCCCAGUUUUAGUAUAUCUUAGGCACAUAUAUGACUUCAAGCCUUUCGAAAAUGAAGCGAACAUUCUGAUGUCCGAUCCCCCCGAUAAGCAGUACCAGACUUACACGAUGCACGACCAACAGCCCGUCCAGGGAGACUACAAGAACCAUCUGGAAUACUCCAAGUACCAGGAGAACGAUACGAGUUACCAGGACGGUCAGAUGCAGGAGACGAACUUAGAUCAGGCCAAAGUCACGUCCGAUACGGGUUAUCAGUCCAACAACUACAACCAGUACCAACGAAACGAACCUACAUACCAGUACCAGCAACAAGGCUACCAGCAGAACCAACCGUAUCAGCGACAACAGCCAGAGCCUCCUAGGAGUGACACGAACCCGUUUAGAAGUGCCACUGAGUCUGGAGGUGAUAGUAACCCCUUCAGACAGGGCAUGGGGUACCAGUAGACGAAAAAGUUUUGUACCAAAACCUUCUACGUUGAUUUUCUAUAUAAUUGAGUUGUAUCGAUCUUUUGUAAAUUGAAUGCGGUUUACAUGUUAAGUGUAAUCAGCUUGUUGCUGAAGAUUUAUAAAUAUGUUGAAGCGUUUAUGCGUGUCUGUUAUGAUGCUGGGUAUAUUUUAUUUUUAUGUUUUGUGGCACUGUUUAUAACGCACUUACUGUAUUAACAUAUCACUGUUAUAAUCUAAGAGAUUUAGUGUUUGUAUAAUCUGCCUUGGCACUGCCUUACAUCUGUUGACAUCGAAUUUUGUAAAAAAAACAUAUAAUUUUAGUGUUUUAGAGUUGUUAUAAAGUCUUGUAAAUUGAACAGAAAAUUAAAAUUUUUACAGGAAUGGAUAUCUGGUUUGAAUCACUUUAAAGGAAUAAAUUUGUUCGUUUCUUACUAAGUUAACCUAUGUAACUGCGUCCUUGUAAGUAAUCAUAAGAACUAUUUUAUUUGCAAGUAAAAUUUUGUGUGCAAACCUCCUGUAAUAAUUUUGCACAAUAUAACUUGAUAUAAAAUUACAAAUCCAACUGAUCAUUAAAUAGGUAUAGAUAGAAACAACUUUCGAGCCAAAAAGUGUAAACACCUGAGUAUGAAAAUAAAAAAAUGUGUCUUUAAAAAAUAAUGGUGAAUUGGUUGGUUGUCAUAUUUAUACUAUAUUUUUCAAUUCUUAUUCAUAACUAAUUGUAUUGUAUAUCUUCAAACAUCCUCUUCUUAGGAUGCAAGUCACUUUUAUGGCAAAUAAUGUUGUAGUAUACAACUAUCUAGAUUUCAAUAUUACAUUAAAUUAAAUUACAAGAACAUUAAAUUAGAACUCUUAUAUUUUCUUUUAGGUGGCAUACACUUAUUAUUAGAAGUAACAUUUUGAUUAAAUUGAAUACAGUUUUUCAUGCAAAACGGAAGUAUUGUCAGUUGAAAUUUAGAGUCAGUUGAACGAAAGUUCAAUCUUAACCCAGUCAUUGCAACAGUCAAUCCAAUAAACACACUGAACAAUUUAAAACGUGUAAUAUUGACCAAUCACUGACUCCAGUCUUCUAUACGCGCUGUAUCAUACAGUUUUGUAUCCGACCAUUGACGGGUUUAGAUUGAAUUUUGAAAUGCAAAACAGGGAGGAAUGGUUCACAUCGUUUAUCGAUAGACACUUGUUAUAUAGCAGUUUCAUCAUACUUGUUCUAUAACAAAACAGAGUAAGAAGCUUUUAUAACAACAAAAUGCUCUCAGGGUCAAUAGUUUCCUUUUAUGGCUCAAGAAGGCUAUCUAUGAGUAAAAUCACAUGAAUAAGAGUCAGCUGUUUUCUUAUAAUUACUUAAAUAUAUUUUUAAAUAAGGCAGUGUCAUUAUGUAAAUUUUUAUCACUAGUCAGUGUAUGUAAGUAAGUAUAGGUAUGUAUGUAUGAGUAGCUUUUAAGUUAGCAAGUAAGGAGCAGCCAAGGACGACAAAUACAUAUCAAGACAUCUCCGAUCCUUUGGUCGGAAGUCUACCAAGUGACUUGAAGGGAUUACCUUCUCUAUUAGGAUAGACAUAUUGCAUGUAUUUUGUAUUCUUAUCUAAGCAUUACCUGUUGCACAGCGGUUUUAUACAUUACUUAAGUCAAGAAGUGCACUGGAUAUAUUACCGAUAGUGUUCUUAUGGUGCACAAUAUAUUUUGAUAAUAUUUUUAAUUACUUGCACAAUUACUAGUGUUUUAUUUACUACUACUACUUAAUAAUGUAUGUUGCACAAACGGUUUUAUUAUUAAAAUCAAUAAUUUUGCAGAGGAGCGUAAUAAUUUACUAAUUUAGCGAUUUAUUGUGGAUUAUUUAUAAUUUUUAACGGUAAAAAAUAAUUAAAAACGAUACACAUAAUCUUUGUUUUAUUAUUGGAAUCAUUUUGGAGAGAACAGUAAGAGUGCGUAAUCAGCGAUAAAUUAAUGCCAUAUUACUUAUUUAUAUUUCCGACCUCCUUAGAUAGUGGAGUAUCUUUUAUCCGCUUUCAACUCGAUCCGUAAUUUAAAUUAACUACGUAUAAUAUUACGCGUAAUUGUAAAUGUAGUAUUUAUUACACUAAUUUUAUUAUAUCUCUUUAAAAACAAAUAUUUUUUUACUGUAGUCUGUAUACUGUUUACUGUAUAUUUAAGUUUAAUAGUUUGGAAAGUUAUAACACUCAAGAAUACGCGAGUCAAAAUAUAAUAUGAAACUAAUUUGAAGGUUAAAAUGAAUUUACAUUUUAUGAAGUACAUUUUAUUUUAAAAAUAACGAUAAUAUUAUUAAAACUUUUACUUUAUAAAUUAUCGAUUACUAAUCUCUACAGAUCAAAGUCACUUAUACGAAUAAACGUAGCGCCAGUACAGUCUGGAGUAAAAAUUAUGCUGAAAUUUUCAUAUUUAAAGGCUGGAUAAAUGGUUAUACAGAUAAUCGAAGAUCGAAUGAACGAGAUAAUCCCUGCCUCGGGUUACUGCUUUUUACAGAAGAAUAAUUUAUUGCUUUCACUUUUAAAAUCUUGAAAUAUUUUAUCCUCACUGGUUAGAAAAGAGUUAAACCAAAACUGGCAGGACCAUAAACUACUCGGAGCGCAAAACUGAUAGGGAAAUAGCUUACUCCAGAUUAUUACAUUUGGAUCCUGUGAUAAAGAAUAAUAUGUUUUGAUUAAUCACUGAAACAUAUUGAUCAGAUUGAUCGGUUAUUGAUUAAACUAAUCAAGAAAAAGUUCCGCCCCCUGUACUCACCUGCGGACGUUUAUUAUUGUACCCGCCUAUUAUUGUUUUAAAGCAUAUCUUCAGAAAAAAUUAAGAUACAAACUUGAGAUUUUUCUCGAAACUUACAUUUAAAUAUACAACUUCGAGGAUGGUGCGUGUAUAUAUUAGGAUUUGGAUGAGCGUUAGCGAAUCAAUGACGAGGAUUCUAAGAACGAUUUGGGCUAAAGAUUUGAAUUUUAGUAUGCAACUUCUUUUUUUCAAAGACAGGAUCGCGUUCCAUGGUGGUCCAUGUCCUUCCAUGUGAUGUAUCUAGAUCAAGUCUUAGUGAAGCUUGUUACGUAACAUGUAGACUGAUGUGCUAUUACCUUGCUUUUAUACUUAUUUAUUUUAUACAACAGUAACAUUAUUCACAGAUUUGAUUUCAUAUAACAUUUUCUUUCAUAGAUUUAAUAAUAAUACAUUUAAUUAAAACACAAUAAACCGUAAUUAAAUUAAUAUUAAUUAAGUAAUUUCAAUUUUAAAAAAAUACCUUAAAUUACGCUCCUUUGCCGCUUUUUGUAGUCUUAGUAACUUAGACUAAGUACGCACCUGUGACAGGGCGUCAACUUGAAUCGUAUACAUAUCAAUGAAGCCUGACACUAUAGUGUAUGUCAAUAAUUUUGCUCAUGUUUAAGGUUUGUAUUCUUCUUCUCUGGCAGGUUACGAUUAUUGUGGCAGGUUAUGAGCAAUAUUCUUUUCACUAUGGUCGCUAUCAGAGAUACUUUAAAACACAACACAUUUUUAUGGUGAAAUAUGAAGUGAUUUAAAUAAAACUAAAGAACUAAUAGAAAUAUCCACAACAAAUAUCACUAGAACUGUAUUCAAAUAUAUUUCGUAAUUAUUAUUAUUGCGAACACAUUUACGAAAAAUGUUUCUCGUAUCAAUACAACGUUGUAUCAAAUUAGCGUUUGAAGAAUUUUGAAAUAAUAAUUACGUAUUUGGAGCUGUGAAUAUAAUUUGGGUGGAUAGAAGAUACGGUAUAAAAGUUAUAAUACUGAAUUUGGAAGAAUAAUGACAUAACUGUCAGUAGCUCUAAGAUAAUUAGCUUAAAAACUUUCAGGACAUAAAAUUAGUGUGUCUUAAAUAAAAUACUAUCAUAAAACAUAUCAUUUGAAUUUUUACAAAAGCCAACAAGUGUAAUGCUGACGGAAAAUUCUUUGCACCAGAGUAUUUGAAUUACGAACUCUUCUGCAUCACUAAAUUACGAAUUAAAAAGUUUUUUUAAUAUAUUUUAUGUGAGUUCAUGUGAACAUCAAUCAUCACGAUCAUUGUACUCUUUAUCACUUUCGUUAUUCGUAAAUGUCACUAAAUUUCUAUAGAAUCACAACCUGCAGUGAUUGAAAGCUAAUUGUUCCAAUUUACAGGUUCGAUCUGUAUCUAUCUAUAAAAUUAUUGUUACUCAUCACUAAAUGCUUUAUAUCACUACCUAUAUCCAGUUUGCCUAAUUCAUAUCACGUUAAAUGGAAGGAAGCGAGGUCUAUUUUUGAAGUUCUCUAUAUAAUACAUCGUAAACUCUGUUUUCGUCAUUAAAUAAUGGUUCUUAUCACUAAACAUCAUCAUAUCUUUAAGGUUAAACCUAUUUCAGUUUAGUGUACUGUCUUGAUUAGUCCCAUGCUCCAUUAUACUGUUGCUCUGUUACUAUUCAUCACUAAGUCGUAAGUUGUACUAAAUGUCUGAAACCAAAAUUGGCCGCAUUAACAUCUGAACUCAUUAUAUCCAGUGUCUGAGAGCUGACCGUAUCGUUUGUUAUUAUUUUUUGGGAGAAGCAGAUCAUCUUUUAAGCCGUGUCCUGCCCGUCCUUUUGGGCUAUUAAAGGUUGUGCGGGGAUCUUAUCGAAGAAAAUAAGGGGGGGGAAUCGAUACAAUACAAAGUCUAUGAUACUGAUAAAUGUGCUUAGGUCAAAGACAGUAUUUGAACCUCCGCUAUAUCUAACUCCAUCCAUAGUCCGCUCGACAUCGGCUCUCCCAACUAACAUCGGCACUCCCAACUAACAUCGGCACUCCCACUGUACCUCAUCACUAACUCAAAUAACUGCAUACAACUUAGAGUGACACUAAAAUUUGCACAUCAAAGCCCACUUUCUUUCCUUCCUCGCACUCUAUUACAGAACCAGGUUUAAUUAUUACUCAUAAAUACUCGUAACUAGUGAAUAUCACCAAAUACUUGCAUCAUCACAUUUCUUCAACCCACAUUCUGCAUAUCACACCGUGUUCUGUGAUAUAGGCUGACUGUAUUCAUAUUAGCGUGCUUGUAGUCAGUUAUACACUCUUCUACUGUACCAUUCGUUUUAAAGCAAUAACUGUACUUGUACAUAUACCUCCCAUAUGACUGUGUGCUUGUGAGUACGACUGUGUGAACGAUCAAAUUAAUUAUGUUUGUUUUUAUUUGGUUUUUACCAAAGAUUUAAAUUUUGAUGAAUAUAUUUUAAACAAAAAAUGUUUUUAGUUAAAAAAAUAAAAAAAAUUCUUAUUCAGAGCAGCUUGAGGUCAUCUUAGCUACUACUGGAGCCUAAAAGGUAAAAUACUUAGAUUAUUUAUUAAGCUACUUUGGUUUGUUUAAAUAAGUUCUGUUACAAAUUAGAACUUUAUUAGUAUUUUUAAACAAAGUGUUCAAAACACGUUUUUGAGGAAACUUUUACAUUAAAAUAAAUGUCUGCUAUUUUAUUAGUUUUGAUGAAAACAAUGGCAAGUAAGCCUGUCUGCUGUAUUUCUCUUGUUGUGUAUUCUACUACUUAAUAUUUAGACGCAAUGAACACUGUAUAGACUGUCCUGUAUAUUAGCUGUGUAUAUACCUGUUAUGUGUGUAUUGUACUAUAGAUCUGUUACUAGCUGCUGCUAUCUGUAUAUUGUGAUAGUAGAUUCUUAGAUAACGCCAUGUUAUUGCAAUAUACCACCACACUCAGAUCUCCUGAUAUGUUAUAGGCUUUAAUUUAUGUUUGUUAAAUUAAAUUUUAUAUUGUUACGUUUUUAAUAUAUUUGUUGAUUUUACUAUUUUGAAUAUCUUGUGAUUCAAGCAGGUACAAUUAUUUUAGUUAGUUAAGUUGUAAUGGUACCUUAUUAUUUCUGUUGCAUGUAUGUCAAAAUAUAUACUCUGUUUUAAAAUAUUAGUUAAACCAUAAUAAAACUGGUUUUAGAAUUUUCUGAAUUUUUACUAAAAACUAUCAAAACAUAUUAAAUUUUAGACUUUGCGAUUUUUUACAAUCUUUUUUACAAUAUCUGGAGUGAUUUUCUGAGUCUAAAUAGACGUACCUCUAUAGAAUGAUGAUUGUAACUGUUAUUGUAAUUUUACAAACUACGUUGUAAAUUUUUAUGAAUUAAUAUUAUAUUUCUUGUGAUGUUCAGUGGUAAUUAAUUGAAAUAUAAUCAUUGUAACCUUUCUUUAUUUAUUCAU
Molecule: messenger RNA, 8380 nt
Organism: Homalodisca vitripennis (glassy-winged sharpshooter)
Lineage: Eukaryota; Metazoa; Arthropoda; Insecta; Hemiptera; Cicadellidae
Gene: VAChT
Product: vesicular acetylcholine transporter
Exons: 2
Coding region: 477-2243 (588 amino acids)
Biological process (GO): transmembrane transport; chemical synaptic transmission; xenobiotic transport
Cellular component (GO): AP-2 adaptor complex; membrane; AP-1 adaptor complex
Molecular function (GO): acetylcholine transmembrane transporter activity; xenobiotic transmembrane transporter activity
Source: RefSeq, a predicted model, not a curated record